Molecule: messenger RNA, 958 nt
Organism: Abrus precatorius (Indian licorice)
Lineage: Eukaryota; Viridiplantae; Streptophyta; Magnoliopsida; Fabales; Fabaceae
Product: 50S ribosomal protein L9, chloroplastic
Exons: 6
Coding region: 40-630 (196 amino acids)
Biological process (GO): translation
Cellular component (GO): mitochondrion; ribosome
Molecular function (GO): structural constituent of ribosome
Source: RefSeq, a predicted model, not a curated record
AAACAGAACAUUGUCAUUAUUUGAGUUUGCUGAACAUCAAUGGCAUCAGCAUUAUCUUCUCUCUCCUCCACCUCUUCUUCACUGUUGCAACACACCUUCACAGGAAACUCGAAGGCUCCUACUCAGUUUCCCAACACAAGUGUGCGCUUUUUGGUCUUUGCUCAAAAGAAGGCAAAGAAAACCCGAAAGAUUAUUUUGAAGGAAGAUGUGGCUGAUGUGGGAAAGCAAGGACAACUUCUUGAUGUGAGGGCUGGGUUUUUCAGAAAUUACCUGCUUCCUAUGGGAAAGGCGCAAAUUGUUACUCCUCAGUUGCUCAAGGAAAUGAAGAUAGAAGAAGAAAGAAUUGAGGCUGAGAAAAGACGGGUAAAAGAAGAGGCACAGCAACUUGCUCUAAUUUUUGAAACUGUUGGGGCUUUCAAGGUGAAGCGUAAAGGCGGUAAAGGAAAACAAAUUUUCGGAAGUGUCACUGCUCAAGAUCUUGUGGACAUAAUCAAGGCACAGCUUCAAAGGGAGGUGGACAAGAGAAUUGUUGAUCUUCCAGAGAUCCGGGAAACAGGAGAAUAUAUUGCAGAGUUAAAGCUUCACCCAGAAGUUACAGCUAGAGUGAGGGUGAAUGUUUAUGCUAACUAAGCACUAGUAUAUUGAGAAGUUCCUGUGCUAAAUGGACAAUUUGGAGCUAACAACUUGCAUAGUUGAAGGUUCAUAACCAUCUUAUGUUGAUAAAUCUUCAUACUUCAAGCUUCAUACAGCCUGAUGCUUGAAUGACUGUGGGAAAUGUUACUUAUGUCAACAUUUUGUUUUGUUCAUACCCCAUUCUUCAAUGUCUAUUCAUUUUUGAAGACAAUGUUUGUAAUGUACUACUUUAUUGAUGGUAAAAUGUUUUUUUUUUUUGGGGUCCUUCAUUGGCCUGGCCCUGGUGAGCAUGAAAAUGGAAUAUGAAGUGAACCUAUAUUUUUAG